Aedes albopictus (Asian tiger mosquito) is the source of this 9944-nucleotide messenger RNA. RefSeq lists its product as uncharacterized. Lineage: Eukaryota; Metazoa; Arthropoda; Insecta; Diptera; Culicidae. The record is from RefSeq and is a predicted model, not a curated record. The coding region runs from base 5450 to 6472 and encodes 340 amino acids. The transcript is spliced from 2 exons.
CUUUGGGGAACCUAAGCAACAAGUUGAUCAUUUUAGCAGAAGAAGGGGUUUUUUUAAGAAACAUUGGUAAUUUUUAGGAGAUAUUGGAGAGAGUAAAGGAAGCAUAGGAAUCAUCAUCCCCAAUGUCCCUUAAGAAUCCCCAACUUCUCCUAAAAUGUCCAACUUGUUGAUAAGAUUUCCCAAAGGUAUAAUUUCUCAAGGACCCCCAUGAUUCCUAAGCUCCCAUUACCCACCCCAAUAUCUCCUAAAAAUUCCCAAUGUUCCUUAAAAAUUCCCAAUAUCUCCUAAAAUGUCCAACUUGUUGAUUAGAUUCCCCUUAGGUAUCAUUUCCCAAGGACCCCCAUGAUUUCUAAGUUCUUUUUAACCUCCCCAACAUCUCCUAAAAAUCCCCAAUGUUCCUUAAAAAUCCCCAACUUCUCCUAAAAUAUCCAACUUGUUGAUUAGAUUUCCCAAAGGUAUCAUUUCCCAAGGACCCCCAUGAUUCCUUAGUUACCUUUACCCUACCCAAUAUCUCGUAAAAAUCCCCAAUGUUCCUUAAAAAUCCCCAACUUCUCCUAAAAUGGCCAACUUGUUGAUUAGAUUCCCCAAAGGUAUCAAUUCCCAAGGACCCCCAUGAUUCCUAAGUUCCCUUUACCCUCUCCAAUAUCUUCUAAAAAUCCCCAAUGUUCCUUGCAAAUCCCCAAAAUCUCCUAAAAUGUCCAACUUGUUGAUUAGGUUCCCCAUUAUUCCUAAGUUCCUUUAACCCGCCCCAAUAUCUCAUAAAAAUCCCCAAUGUUCCUUAAAACUCCCCAAUAUCUCCUAAAAAUCCCCAAUGUCCCUUAAGAAUCCCCAAAUUCUCCUUAAAUGUCCAACUUCCAACUUGUUGUUUAGACUCCCCAAAGGUAUCAUUCCCCAAGGACCCCCAUGAUUCCUAAGUUCCCUUUACCCUACCCAAUAUCUCGUAAAAAUCCCCAACGUUCCUUAAAAAUUCCCAAAAUCGACUAGAAAUCCCCAAUAUCCCUUAAGAAUCCCCAACUUCUCCUAAAAUGUCCAACUUGUUGAUUAGAUUCCCUAAAGGUAUCAUUUCCCGAGGACCCCCAUGAUUCCUAAGUUCCCUUUACCCUACCCAUUAUCUUGUAAAAAACCCCAAUGUUCCUUAAAAAUCCCCAAUAUCUCCUAAAAUGUCCAACUUGUUGAUAAGAUUCCCCAAAGGUAUCAUUUCUCAAGGACCGCCAUGAUUCCUGAGUUCCCUUUUCCCCUCCCCAAUAUCUCCAAAAAAUCCCCAACUUCUCCUAAAAUGUCCAACUUUAUGAUUUCAUUCCCCAGAGGCAUCGUUUCCCAGGGACUGCCAUGAUUCCUAAGUUCCCUUUACCCUACCCAAUAUCUCCUAAAAUCUCCAAUGAUCCUUAUGAAUCCCCAACUUCUCCUAAAAUGUUCAACUUGUUCAUUAGAUUCCCCGAAGGUAUCAUUUCCCAAGGACCGCCAUGGCCCCUUUACCGUCCCCAAUAUCUCCUAAAAAUCCCCAAUGUUCCUUAAAAAUCCACAACUUCUCCUAAAAUAUCCAAUUUUUUGAUUAGAUUUCCCAAAGGUAUCAUUUCCCAAGGACCCCAAUGAUUCCUUAGUUACCUUUACCCUACCCAAUAUCUCGUAAAAAUCCCCAAUGUUCCUUAAAAAUCCCCAAUAUCUCCUAAAAUGGCCAACUUGUUGAUAAGAUUCCCCAAAGGUAUCAUUUCUCAAGGACCCUCAUGAUUCCUAAGUUCCCUUUACCAUCCCCAAUAUCUCGUAAAAAUCCCCAAUGUUCCUUAUGAAUACCCAACUUCUCCUAAAAUAUCCAACUUGUUGAUUAGAUUCCCCAAAGGUAUCAUUUCAUUCUUACCGCCCAAUCUCAAGAACGAUAUCAAUGCUAUUCAUCAACACGUGAACUCUCUUGGCUCCGUUGUUUCCAAUCUCAAAACCAAUGACAUGGCUCUUGUGCUUGGCGAUUACAAUCAAUCAGCUGUGCGGUGGAUUUCGUCUAAUACCGGAAGCCCGACGAUUGACGGACACUGUCCGAGUUGCUGUUGAACCAUUAAUUCCCAUCGAUGUUAGUCAUCCCCCGAUUGAAAUGGAUUUAUCUUGCUCGGCACCUAUAGCUUUUGAAGAUACUCAUGAGUUGAACAGCUAUGAUUUCCGCAAAGCCGACUACGUUGCGCUUAAUGAUGCUCUGCUUGCCGCCGACUGGAAUCAAAUCUACUCGUUCCAAAAUGUUGAUGAUGCUGUGGAUUAUUUCUCCGAUGUUAUUGCCAAUGCUAUUGCUGAUCAUGUACCGAUGAAAAGAACCCCGAGAAAGCCAGCGUGGUCCAACAGCAAGCUGAAACGUCUUAAACGACGUCGUUCGUCUGCGUUACGCCGGUAUUGCAACCACCGCUCUGUAGUUCUUAAGCUGCAGUUCAACCUCGCGAGCAGCAGGUACAGGAGAUAUAAUCAACAUCUAUAUGCCCGCUUCAUCAGCAAUACACAGCGUAACUUGCGAUCAAAUCUCAAGCAGUUUUGGUCGUUUGUGAAAACCAAACGUAACGUUGAUGGACGGCAGACAAUUAAACGUUCCAUAAUAAAUUUAAAAUUUCCCAUAAAUAAUUCGAAAAGUCCCAGUGAAGAAACAGGGGGUGUAAGCAGUAAUAAAUAACAAAAGUUCCAUAAACAAAUAGAAAAAUGCAUAAUUAAAUCAGAAGUUUCCAUAAAUAAUUGAUUUUUGAGCAAUUAAAAACGUCAAAAAUGCAAUGAAUAAAUCAACUGUUGCAAUAAAAAAAAGCCAAUUUUCCCACCAAAUAACUUCGAAUUUUCCAUAAAUAAAUCCGAUUUUUACAUAAUAAAUAAGAAAAUUCACAAUAAAAAAAUAUCGAAAAAGCAAUAAAAAAUUCAAAAAAUGCAAUAAAAAAUGACGAAUUUACCCAUGAAAAACAAAUGCAGAAAAGUAUGAGACAGUGAAAUGCUGAAUCGCACUUAUAUGUCUGAAUCGACUGAAAAGCUUGUGUAACUAUGAUUGCAAUUUACCGAGCAAUUGCUUGCUGUCCGAACUCGCUAUCGCUCGUCGGACCUAAAAAAAGGGAUAACAUCUAUGUUUGCAUUAUACCGGGCAAAUUCUUGAAUCUGUGGUUUGCCUAGAACCGAAUCGAUGCAGUUGCGGUGCAUCGGAUAUCGGAAACUUCGGCGGCCUUCUGCCGCCUCAGUUCCUCAAUCCUCUAUGCGGCUUCGCCGCUUGGUCUAUGUAAUUUUUGGCUGAAAAUGCAUUUACGUUUAUUGCUCGUUUUUUGACAUUUAUUGAUAAUUUAUUUUUUGUUAUUGUACUUUUUGAAUUAUUUAUUGCUUUUUCGAUAUUUUUUUAUUGUGAAUUUUCUAAUUUAUUAUAGAAAAAUCGGAUUUAUUUAUGGAAAAUUCGAAGUUUUUUGGUGGGAAAAUUGGCUUUUUUUAUUGCAACAGUUGAAUUAUUCAUUGCAUUUUUGACGUUUUUAAUUGCUCAAAAAUCAAUUAUUUAUGGAAACUUUUGAUUUAUUUAUGCACUUUUCUAUUUGUUUAUGGAACUUUUGUUAUUUAUUACUGCUUACACCCCUGUUUCUUCACUGGGACUUUUGGAAUUAUUUAUGACGAAUGAUCACUUUCUUAUGAGUCGUUUAUAUUUUAGCCUUGAUGGACUGCCAACUACGAUGUACCACGGAGAAUUAUCAGCUGACACCGCCACAGAGAAGUGUGAACUUUUUGCUGCCAAGUUCAGAUCCGCCUUCAACAAUUCUGCAGCGCAACCGUCGCAGACCAUCGUAGCCCUUCGGGAAACUCCUUCCGACGUUUUGGAUUUUGAUCUUUUUGACAUUGGUUAACCCUCUAAUACCCAAUUUUUUUAUUUUGGUCUAAAUAUUAUUUUUCGUCAUCUAAAAUCGAUUUAAACAUGUUUUGGAAGAUGAUUCUUUUUAAUUCUCGAUUUCGUGAAUUUCAGUUUUUGAUUUUUCUAAUUUUUAUUUUUGAACAUCCCCACACUUUAAUAUUUUUCCUGGAAGCCAUUUUGGGGAACGGAUUUUUUGAGAUAAAAACAUUUUGAGAUUUUAUGAUAAUUAAUGAAAUAUUAUUAUUUUAAAUUUUUUUCACAGAAAAUUUUAUUUUCCGUGUAAUUUCAAGGAAAAUAAUUUUAGAGUGUAUUCGAUUCCCUUAAACUAUUAAACAAGGAUAGAAUGAUUUGGGAAAAAUUUAAAAUAUGUUAAUUGUAGCGAUUCAAUACAAAAUAAACAAUGACUUCUAAAAGGUGACUAAAACAUCAAUUUUUCAAUGAUUUUUAAAAAAUGUAAAUACGCUUUAAAAUACACCAAAAACCAUUUUAAGGUAUACAAAACAGUCCUAAAUAUCAGCCAAAAAUAUGAAAAAUUUGAUUUUCCGCGAAACAAAAAUUACAAAAAUGCUCAAACUAUACCCCGUCUAAAGGCGGGAUUGGGUAUUAGAGGGUUAAGAAGAUGUGUCUAACCCCAUUCGGAAACUCAAACUCUCCUUCUCCGCUGGUCCAGAUGGGAUUCCUUCGGCGUUGUUGAAACGAUGUACUUCUGCGUUACUGAAGCCUUUGACAACAAUAUUCAGCCUAUCGUUUCAAAACAGACUAUUUCCGUAGAGCUGGAGGUUUUCAUAUCUGUUUCCAGUACAUAAGAAAGGGGAUCAAUGUAAUGUCGAUAACUAUCGUGGAAUAACCACCUUAUCAACCUGCUCGAAAGUUUUCGAACUCAUUGUCAACAACGUGUUAUUUGCUAAUUGCAAGCAGUACAUAUCUACUGACCAGCACGGAUUCUUUCCAAAAAGGUCAGUCAUGUCGAACCUAUCUCAAUUCACCUCAACUUGCAUACAAGCAGUUGACAAUGGAAAGCAAGUCGGCGCUGUUUAUUUGGACCUCAAGGCCGCGUUCGAUAAAGUCGACCACCAUAUUCUACUGCAAAAACUUGAAAAUUUGGGCGUAUCUGCUGCAGGUGUUGACUGGUUUAGAUCGUACUUGAUGGGAAGAUCGCUUCGUGUGAAAAUUGGAUCCGCUUAUUCUGCCCCCUUCGUCAGCCUGUCUGGCGUACCACAGGGCAGCAAUCUAGGCCCGUUAUUGUUCUCACUCUUUAUUAAUGACGUGACGCUGAUCCUACCAUCUGGUGUAAAACUUCUUUAUGCUGACGACGCGAAAAUUUAUAUGAUCGUAGAGUGCCUUGAUGAUUGUUUUGCUCUCCAGGAAUUGCUUAAACGUUUUGAGCAGUGGUGUGCGGGAAACUGCCUUACACUUAGCAUCGAGAAGUGCCAAGUCAUAACGUUUAGCCGAAAACUCAAACCUAUCAUUUUCGAUUACAAACUCUCCGGAAGAAGCCUCGAAAGAGUUCAUCGCAUCUAGGACUUGGGAGUUACGCUUGACGACCGACUUACGUUCCGGUUUCAUCGUGAUGAGGUCAUAUCCAAAGCUAACCGACAGCUUGGUUUCAUAAUGAAAAUUGCCAAAGGAUUUCAGGAUCCGCACUGCCUGCGAUCACUUUAUUGUGCGUUAGUGCGAUCGAUUUUGGAGUUCGCUGUCGUUGUUUGGUGCCCUUACCAAUCAACAUUUAUAUGGUAUGGUAUACGUGCAAGGUCCUUCUCCUGGACGAACUCAACCACCGUCAAGUGCUGGCUAUCGUCGCCGCCGUCAAGAUGGAAGCAGUUCGUCGCAAAUAGGGUUUCGGAGAUUCAGCACAUUACGAAGGACAGCGUCUGGAACCACGUUGCUGGACUGCAGAAUCCGGCGGAUAUCAUUUCCCGCGGAAUGGCUCCUAUACAGUUGCAGUACAGAUCGCUCUGGUUCAGUGGACCGCAUUGGCUGAGGUCGGACGAAUGCAACUGGCUAUCAACCCCACUGAUCAGUGAAGACGAAUUCGAUCCGAUAGAUCUCGAGGUCAGGGACGUCUCUGCAGUACUUCCAGUCAUCGAACCAAGCGAUGUCUUCAGCCUCCGAUCAUCGUUAAGCAACCUCCAGCGCCACGCUGCAUGGAUUUUACGUUUCCGCAUCAAGUCGCAAACAGAGUUGGCAGACCUGACGACCAGCAGAAGAGUUAGAGAAUCGUCGAAGAUCCUAGCUCUGAAUUCGCAACUCGAAGAAGGAGUACUAUGCGUUGGUGAACAGUUUCGUCCCGCGUCAAUCAAGAACCGCCGCUCAACCCUCCAAAAGGUUCAACGGCACGUCCAGCAGUUGUUGAAAAACUGGUCCAAGCUGUACCUGUCGGAACUCCACAACCGUACGAAGUGGACUGUACAUCGGAACAACGUGGCAGUAGGAACCAUGGUAGUCCUGAAGGAUGAAGAACGACCGCCUCUGAAGUGGCAGCUCGGCCGGGUGACAGACGUUCACGCUGGCGAAGACGGGAAUGUGCGGGUCGUAACAGUCAAGACCAAAGACGGCAGCUACCGCAGAGCAGUAUCGAAAAUCUGCGUUCUGCCCAUCCGUGAUAAUAUUGUAUCGUCGAACGGGGAGAACUAAGGCUCCUCCACCGGCGGAGGUCGAAUCCAUCGGCCUCCGCACACCAGUUAAGUUGUUUGUACAUUGUAAUUUUCCAAAAAGUAACCCGCUCAUUUUUCCCAGUCACGAUCGCCCUUGGCUCCGGUAAUCCGGAGCAGUCUCCAAUCGACCAAUCGAGCCCGUCAAGCGUACCCCUGUCAGUCGAGGUCUGUAUAGUUUCGGUGGUGGCCAGAUGUUGCAUGAAGUCUAGUUCGUUCAAGCAUGAAUAACGUUAGCGGUGUUAAGCGUCAAUUUUUCGGCGCCCAGUCAGACCCUCAUUACAAUCAGCACCAAAUUUGACUCUUCGAGGUAACCUGCAACCGCUUCUGGAAGAGGACAGGAGUGCGCAUCCUGCCCUUGGCGUGUUACAAGUGGUCGUCAUCUAGCUUGGCCAGUGAGAUCGACGUUCACACGUGAACAGAGAGAAGGAUUCCGAUGCCAGCCGGCGUCCGCGGAGGCCAUGAUGGCCUCCGUUCCAGGCAAGUCCUUAUUUAAUUUGAUUAUAAAGGUAAAAAAGCACCCUCUCAUCUGUUUCAGCGAUAGCGACUAUGCAACAUCACCACCGAAAUGAGUCAGCCGAGCAGUCCAAGUUCCGAUGGCAACCCGCCAUCCCAGCACGACAACCCGUCGUUGCAGUUUCCAGUCAGCAGUUCCGACGGCAGUUCCGUCCCAGCACGACAAUCCGUCGUCGCAGAUCCACAUUCACCAGUUCCAACGGUAAUCCCGUUCGUGCGCGACAAACGUUGCCGCAGAUCCGCAGCCAUCAGUUCCGACGGCAGUCCCGUCCAAGCGCGACAUCCAUCGCCGCAGAUCAACCAAUUACCAGUUCCGACGGCGCACUGCCGUCCCAGCUCGACAAUCCGUCGUAGCAGUUUGCAGUCAGUGUGUAUUCAGCCAAGCUUCGUUCAACACCGCAGAGCCAACCCGUCUAUUCUGUACUAGAGUGAGAGGAGCAUCGGUACCGUCCGGUACCCGCGGAGGCCCGCCGGCCUCCGUUCCAGGGAAGUCUUUUCGUAAUGUGAUUAAAAAGAUGAAAAAGCACCCUCUCAUCUCUUACAGCGCUAUAUUUCACCCAUCUCCAACGACAAGUACAAGUUCCGACGGGAAUCUGUCAUUCCUGCACGACAACCCGUCUUUGCAGUUUCGAAAACAUCCGUUUCGACGACAUCCCACCGUCCCAACGCGACAACCCGUUGCCGUAGUUGUUUAGCAGCCAUUCGUACCACCGACAUUCCACCGUCCAGGGCGAGAUUCCGUCGUCGCAGUCCAGCCAUGAUCCAGUCCAGUCAGUACUUCCCACGACCAUCGCCGGCAAUUCGCCAAACGUUCAUCGAGGAAAAUAGAUACAGAACCUGAAAGAAUCGUUCAUCAAUUUCAUAUCCAGCAGGAACGAUCAUUCCUAUACGAAGAAGAUCUGUCACCAGUGCCACCCGGCACGCACGGAGGCCAGGUUGGCCUCCGUUCCAGGCAAGUCGCUUUAAUUUUUGAUUAUAAAGGUAAAAAAGCACCCUUUCAUCUUUUUCAGCGACUUGACCUGCGGCGAGCUGCAGACAACCCGAUCGGCGUAGUAAGCAUACGGCACUCCCACUCACCUGAUUCCUUCCAAGGUCAUUGUCAUCACCAAAUUCCAGUACGUCCUUCGUGUCCGUGAGAUCAGCAGCAUCAGUACCGGUACAUACGAGUUCAUUCGUCCCGAUUCAGCACAUCUUUUAGCGGUGAAAAUGAUGAAAUUCGAUGCACUACGAUCAACAGCUAUGCACUCCGGUCGAGUGCAGCCAAAUUAUAAACAACAACAAACAGUAGAUCAGAAAACUAGGUCAGUAGUAGCACCAGCAACGGUCAGCGAGGUCGACAGUAUAUAGGCCGUAGAGUAUAUAAGAGCAGAAGAAGUGAAACCAGUAGUAGAAUGUUGUGAUCAAAACAAACGACAAAAUUUGUGUAUGUUACAAUAGCAGUAAUUAUUGUGUAAGUUAGAGAGAGAAAGUAAGAGAGCAAUUGAAAUCACAGAUUUCAAGGCGGCCGGCUAAUGUUAGAGCGAGAUACACAAAAACAUCGAUGCCAAGUUUACUUGCGCAUCCCUAGGUAGCCAACCGUGUCCAAACUCUCACUCUCUCUGAAUCGAGCCGAAUCUAAAAACCUUAUAUACCUGCAGCUGGCGAUCGUGUCGCCGGCUGCGUAAUACAUAAGCGAUGAGUAGAGUAGGUAGCAGAUAAACAAAUCAGCUGUUUUGUAAGUCAGUAGAAAUAAACCGCCGCGGAGGAAACAUCUCCUCUUUUCGUUUUCGUAAUAAAGUAGUUUGGUGUUCGCGUAAAUAAAAGUGUUUCCGCCGAUAAUUAACGAGUUUCCAAUCAAGUGUCCGAAAGAACAACCCGCGGCGGGCGCGAACACUUGGAUUCCCGGAAUAGUCUCUAUGGGCAGCACGAUCCUGUUCGAUUUGUGUCGGCUACCUUCAAUGAAGUGUCUCAUUUAUACGACUUCGAUGUGCCAGUGUCUGCUCUUCAGCGACAAUUUUCAGCUCAUUUCAGCAAUGCAAGGAUUUGAAUUCAUCGGAAAAGACCUCAUAUUUUAGUAUAACGACAUCACUGUUAGUUAAGUUUUAGUUCGUAUAGCUUCUAUUGUGUGACUAGAUUGUGUAUGUUCCCGUUUUGCAUUGUUUGUUUUCAUUGUUUUUAUUUUUUAAGAUACAGGGUUUUUAUGCCCCCUUGUUUUCAAUGUGGCUUUUCCCUGUCCAACUUCAUUGAGACAUCAGGUCAGAUGAAGGGAUUCAUAUAAAUAAAUUUUUACAAAGAUUCCCAAGGACCCCCAUGAUUCCUUAGUUUCCUUCACCAUCCCCAAUAUCUCCUUAAAAUCCCCAAUGUUCCUUAAGAAUCCCCAACAUCUCCUAAAAUAUCCAACUUGUUGAUUAGAUUCCCCAAAGGUAUCAUUUCCCAAGGACCCCCAUGAUUCCUAAGUUCCCUUUACCCUUCCCAAUAUCUCCUAAAAAUCUCCAAUUUUCCUUAAAAAUCCCCAACUUCUCCUAAAAUGUCCAACUUGUUGAUUAGAUUCCCCAAAGGUAUCAUUUCCCAAGGAUCCCCGUGAUUCCUAAGUUCCCUUUACCCUCCCCAAUAUCUCCUAAAAAUCCCCAAUGUUCCUUAUGAAUAAUCAGCUUCUCCUAAAAUAUCCAACUUGUUGAUAAGAUUCCCCAAAGGUAUCAUUUCCCAAGGACCCCCAUGAUUCCUAAGUUCCCUUUACCCUCCCCAAUAUCUCCUAAAAAUCCCCAAUGUUCCUUUUUUUUUUUUUUUUAUCUGUAUUAACGAGAUUUUUAGCCCUUGGCUAGUUCAUCUCGGGACCCACGCUUUACUUCCCUUCCGAAGGAAGAACUCACAUUUUGCGAGUUUGUCGGGAGUGGGAUUCGAUCCCAGGUCCUCGGCGUGAUAGUCAAGUAUUCUAACCAUCACACCAGGUCCGCUCCACC